Polistes dominula (European paper wasp) is the source of this 875-nucleotide messenger RNA. It is a transcript of the gene lmgA, whose product is annotated as anaphase promoting complex subunit lemming A. Lineage: Eukaryota; Metazoa; Arthropoda; Insecta; Hymenoptera; Vespidae. The record is from RefSeq and is a predicted model, not a curated record. Gene Ontology annotation, biological process: anaphase-promoting complex-dependent catabolic process. Gene Ontology annotation, cellular component: anaphase-promoting complex. Gene Ontology annotation, molecular function: cullin family protein binding; zinc ion binding; ubiquitin protein ligase activity.
CGUUACAAGACAACAUAGAUUUCACGUGUUAUUCGUUUCGGUACAGGCCAUGUUUACGUAUUAUUCCUUGAACGUUGUGUAAUUUCAUUAUAAUUUUUUUAAUAUUUUCAUUUUCUUUUCGGUGUACAAUUUGAAAAUAACAGAUUAAGCAUAGCAAAAGAACGUAAAUAUCUUCCAGCAAAAAGUGUCAUUUACAUCCGCAAAAAGCGAUAUUGUGUGGUCUAACCUUUGCAAUUAAUAAUUUAAAUAAAUUUAUUAUCUAAUCCACCGCAAUACAAUUCAAAACUUUUCAAAAUGAAAGUCACAAUAAAAAGUUGGACAGGUGUUGCCACCUGGCGUUGGAUAGCGAACGAUGAUAACUGCGGAAUUUGUAGGAUGCCUUUCGAUGCGAGUUGUCCGGAUUGCAAAAUUCCAGGGGAUGACUGUCCUUUAGUUUGGGGCCAGUGUUCGCAUUGUUUCCAUAUUCACUGCAUCAUGAAGUGGCUGCAUUCUCAGCAAACCAGUCAUCUGUGCCCUAUGUGUCGUCAAGAAUGGAAGUUCAAAGAGUAAAUGUUUUCUCAAUGUUCCCGCAGGUGUCAGCACGUACCAAAUAAUCAGAAAGUACCGCGUAAUUUGGCCUUCUUCGUUGGAAUUAAUCAGAAGAUAGAGUUUUCCUCGUCUUCUUGGAAAGCGUACUACGAUUUGUUGGAAAGAGGGAGAAAAAAAAAGAAAGAGAGGAACUGCACAGCGUUUGUUCGAUUUAAGAAUUCAACGAUUUUUGCGCCGUUCACAUCUACGACUUCGAUUGCCAACUACGAAAGUUGUUUACGCUCACAUUACGCGUCACACACAUCAGUCGAUCUGCCGAACGAGAUAACACGUAGAUGAAAGAAUAU